AUUGUCAAAUGAGAAGGAAUUUAUAAAUUAUUGUAAAAUUUGUAAAUAGUUUUCACCUUGGUUUUGCUGGAACUAUCUGUUUAUUUUCUUGUAUAUUGUAUUUUGAUGAACUGUGUGAUAAUUAUUGGUUUUACAAACGCAACUCGUAUUGCCCGUGAUAUCAAAAAAUGUCUCAGAUGAAUGCAACCACCCUGAAUGGUGAGAAAACCAGUAUUCAUGACAUGUUGAAAGAAACACCACCAAAUGAAAAAAGAGCAAGUAAUGUAGCACCAGCAACUAAUUCUACUACGUAUUCGCGUUCCGUUCCUACUAACUUGUCCACAUACAGUGGUAGCAGUUCACCCACAAUUCUUAAUUCACCAACCCAAAAUGAUGAAUCAUCUCUACUCAAGGCAUCAUCUCGAAUAGAAAAUCUCAAGAACUGGUCUAUAUCCACAUACAAAUGUACCAAGCAAAUUAUGUUUGAAAAACUAGGGAAAUCUUCAAGAACAGUUGAUGCAGAAUUAGAAUCACAAAUAGAUCAGUUGAAAGAAACACAGAAGAAGUAUGUGACAAUAUUACGUUUGACCAGAAUUUUAACUAGUCAUUUUUAUCAGGUUGUACAGACCCAGCAUGCCUUGGGUGAGGCUUUUUCUGAUUUAGCUCAAAAAUCUCCUGAACUUCAAGAAGAAUUUUUAUACAAUGCAGAAACCCAAAGAAGCCUGACUAAAAAUGGUGAGACAUUACUAGGUGCACUGAAUUUUUUCAUCACAUCAGUGAACACUUUGUGUAAUAAAACAAUUGAAGACACCCUUCAGAGCAUUAGACAAUAUGAAGCAGCAAGGAUUGAGUAUGAUGCCUACAGAACUGAUUUGGAAUCCUUGUCUACAAAACCUGAUGGGUCUGUUGGAUUAGAGGAAGCACAACAGGGCUAUGAAAUUCAUAAAGAGCAUUUUAUGAAGUUGAGAGCUGAAGUUACCAUCAAAAUGAAGUUCUUGGAUGAAAACAGGAUCAAGGUAAUGCACAAGCAACUGCUCCUUUUCCAUAAUGCGAUAUCUGCCUAUUUUUCUGGGAAUCAGCAAGCCUUGGAAGCGACCCUCAAACAAUUCAAUAUAAAAGUUAAGACUCCAAGUUCUACAUUUCCCUCUUGGUUGGAACAGUAGGUAGAACGGAUCAAAAGUUGAGUCUCUUUGAGAAACAAAUCAUUGCGUUUUUCAUGCGUGAAACAUCAAAUAUCUAGUCAUUUUUUUAUAUAAGUUAUGCUUGUUUAACAGUUCCUGUUUCAAUUAUAUUCAGUAUUCGGAAGAAAUUCUAGUAACGUUUACUUAAAUACUGUUAUUUUUUUUGUGAAAAGACAUUUAUGCUUUGCUUUUGAUAUUUUUUUAAUUUUUAAAGAAACUUUAAUAUUUAUUUGUCAUGUUUCUAAUUUUCCUAAACAUUUCUUGGAUACUAAUCUAUAAAAAACAAUGGUGUUUGGUCACAAAUGAUAAUAGUCUGAACAUACAAUUCCAAAAACCACACACAAUAAAGCAACAACCAAUGUAGAAAAAAAAUAUAAUUCUUGUUCUGUAUACAUUCCAGAUUAGUAGUAUAAUAACAAAAUAUUAUAAUUUUUGUAUCUUCAAAGAUCCAAACGGAAAAAAGAAGCUGAAAUAAAUGUUUUAGCGGAAAUC
This is a messenger RNA of Phaedon cochleariae (mustard beetle), 1652 nucleotides long. Lineage: Eukaryota; Metazoa; Arthropoda; Insecta; Coleoptera; Chrysomelidae. The record is from the annotation of a GenBank genome assembly.